UUUCUUCCCUGUUUCUGUGUGACUGUUUCCGUCACUCUCUCACACAGGCAGAGGCAGAGAGGUUGCUAGAGGCAGCGAAUACUGCAUUUGUAGUGUCUUCUCUUUCUUCUCUGUUCCUCUAAAACAUGAUGCUUUGUCACCGGCCUCUGCGCCAUUUUUCUUUUCUGGCCACCUUUCUCUUACUUCUCUUUUCUCUCCUUUCUCUCUCACACGCAGCUUCUCGACCUCGCUCUCAUUUUUCACUAGUCCGGACCCAACCCAUUCCAGCGGGAGAAAAUGAGAACAAUGUUGUGGGUUUUUACCUGACAGAAAGGUCCCAUUUAGAUGACAGUGCUGCAGAACCAUCUGAGGACUCACCCGAUCCAUUUGUGAACUCACCCAACCCCUUUGUGAACUCACCCAACCCCUUCGUGAACUCACCCAACCCCUUCGUGAACUCGCCCAACCCAUUUGUGAACUCACCGAAUCCAUUUCAGAACUCACCCAUUCCAUUUGGGAAUUCACCCAUUCCAUUAGCUGCAGAGAGAACACGAAGGGAUGACCCUCUUAAUGGGUUCAAAAAGUACACCAACGGGUGGAACAUCAGAGACCACCAUUACUGGGCUUCUGCAGCAUAUACCGCAGCUCCUGUGUUUGUUGUCGCAGCAAUCUGGUUCCUGGGCUUUGGCGUGUGCUUAUUGCUCAUAUGUCUCUGUUGCUUCUUUCCUAAAAGAGAUUCUUAUGGUUAUUCUCCAACAUGUUAUGCCGUUUCCCUCAUUCUCCUCAUACUAUUCUCUUUCGUAGCAAUGAUUGGAUGUUUCAUUCUCUAUGUUGGUCAGGGAAGCUUUCAUCGUAGUACGACAACAACAUUGGAGUAUGUUGUAGGUCAGGCUGAUUCUGCUGAGGGUAAACUCAGAAAUGUAUCUGACUAUCUUGUUCAAGCUAAACAGGUUGGAAUUGAUCGAGUUUUCCUCCCCGCUAAUGUUCAAACUGAUAUCGACGACGUCCAAACAAAGAUCAACGCUUCUGCUAGCACGCUUGCUGAUCAAACUGAAAAAAAUGCGGAUGACAUCCAAGAUCUCUUAGAUUCUGUAAGGGUGGCACUUAUCAUAGUAGCUGCUGUUAUGCUACUCUUGACAUUCCUCGGAUUUUUGUUCUCCAUCUUUGGACUGCAGCUUCUCGUGUACAUCUUGGUGAUCGCAGGAUGGAUUCUGGUUACCGGUGCUUUUAUUUUAUGUGGCUGCUUCCUUCUGCUCCAUAAUGUGACUGCAGACACCUGUGUAGCUAUAGAUCAAUGGACCCAGCUUCCCUCCGAACAUACAACGAUGGACGAAAUAAUGCCUUGUUUGGACAAUACAACGGCGCAAGAAACCUUGUCAAGAAGCAAAGAAGUAACCUCUGAACUUGUUAACUUGGUUAACCAGAUUAUCACCAACGUAUCAAACAUAAAUUUCGCCCCCAACUUCACUCCACUCUACUACAAUCAAUCCGGCCCCCUUAUGCCUCUCCUCUGCAACCCUUUUCAUCCUGACAUGACAGAUCGACAAUGCGAACCUGGUGAAGUAACCUUAACCAAUGCUACUCAGGUGUACGGCAACUUCGUGUGUCAGGUUUCACCAAAUGAGAUAUGCAUGACUCAAGGGCGUUUGACCCCUACCUUUUAUAACCAAGUGUCUGCUGCAAUCAACUCGGGGAAUGCCUUGUAUAACUAUGCUCCAUCCCUGGUUGACCUUCAAAACUGUAACUUUGUUCGAGAAACAUUGAGUGAGAUAUCCAAGGAUCACUGUCCUGAUCUGCGACGUUACAGCAAAUGGGUGUAUGCUGGGUUGGUAAUGGUGGCCACAGCCGUGAUGCUGUCGUUGGUGUUCUGGAUUAUUUUUGGGAGGGAGCGUCGACAUCGUUUACAGUCAAAAGAUUCAAGGCAUGCACCACCACCAGCACGGCCACUGCCACGGCCGCGGCAGCGACCACUACCACAACCGCGGCAGCGACCGCUACCGCAACCGCGGCCGCGGCCACGAAUUGCCCUCGAGGACAGGAAUAAUCUAGCACUAGUACCCAGUACUUGACAUGCUUUCCACUAGAACAAGAUGUGAAGGAAAUGAACCCAGUUUAGCUUGCACUUCUUUAUGUGAUGCUUGUGUAAACUCCCAUAGCUUUUUCUAGCCCUUCCAUUUGACGUGAAUUUCUGUAAAUCGAGUCAUUUUUCCCAUCAGCAUGGCGGCCCCACUUUGAAUCCCACGUGCGCCUUAUUUUGGGCCAAGCAAUUUAUGCAGCCCGGCCCACAAUUAACACUAUAAAAUUGGACCAAAGGCAUCUGUCUGCGUGAUGUGAAGCCCGCGGAAGAA
Messenger RNA from Neltuma alba, 2327 nucleotides. RefSeq lists its product as uncharacterized. The transcript has 9 exons. The record is from RefSeq and is a predicted model, not a curated record. Bases 126 to 2048 code for a protein of 640 amino acids. Gene Ontology annotation, cellular component: plasmodesma; plasma membrane. NCBI's taxonomy places the organism in Eukaryota, Viridiplantae, Streptophyta, Magnoliopsida, Fabales, Fabaceae.